AAGAAGGGAGGCAGCUGGAGAUGUCAGACGCUACCUUCUAAGGAGCGACUCAUAACGCGAUGGAGCGAGGAAGAUAUGGAAUGUAUCUCAGGCUGCCCUGGAGCUGGUGAUCCAACCCUUUUGCUUCUGUAUUCCAGUGAACCACAGAUGGAUCGCUUACACCUGAGAAGAACUACUGAGCAGCAGGCGCCCGAGGUGGAAGUCCAGGUCAAGCGUAGACGGACAGCCUCACUGAGCAAUCGGGAGUGCCACCUGUACCCACGUCGCGCUCAGCAGCAGCAGGUUCCUGUGGUGGAUUUCCAGGCAGAACUGAGACAGGCUUUCUUAGCUGAGACACCAAGAGGUGGUUAAAGCAGUAUUGAAACAUCAAGGAGGUGGAAGUCAAGGAAAACAGGAAACUACAGAGGCUGGAGAGGGCAUCAGAAUCCCCUGGAUCUGGAGAUGGAGAAAGAUACUGAUAAGUUGUCAUGUGGAUUAUGAGAACUGAACUUGGGUCCUCUGCAAAAUCAUAGCAGGAAGCUCUCAGCCCACUGGGCCAUCU
Molecule: messenger RNA, 541 nt
Organism: Alexandromys fortis (reed vole)
Lineage: Eukaryota; Metazoa; Chordata; Mammalia; Rodentia; Cricetidae
Gene: Snurf
Product: SNRPN upstream open reading frame
Exons: 5
Coding region: 76-351 (91 amino acids)
Cellular component (GO): nuclear speck
Source: RefSeq, a predicted model, not a curated record